UGCUUCACACGGGUUAGGGGGUUCCCUUUGCCGUGGGAGUCUGUCUCCUGAACGCGUACAGGGGUGGUCGCUGUUAAUGGGGAGCGCCUGAAACCGUCGCCCAAAAAACAGAGCCGAACCGGAUCUCUGCUCCUCGACAGCAUGGCUAACGUCACCAAGAAAGUGUCGUGGUCCAGCCGGGACGAGGGAACCGGAGAGAGCACUCCGCUCCUAAACGGAGCUGGCAAAGACACUGCGGGGUACUCCAGACAGUUUUCGAAUUCCAGUAUUUUGAGGAGGCUGAGUUCCGUGGAUCUGGAUGACCAGAGCAGUGGGGACGCAGAAACAAGUCCUCUGAAAGAAAUCCCACACAAUGAAAAACUCCUUUCCUCAAAAUAUGAGAGCCUGGAUUAUGACAACAGUGAGAACCAUCUGUUUCUGGAGGAGGAGAGGCGGAUGAGCUCCCUGGAGUUUCGCAUGCUGGAGAUCAGCCGUUGGGUGGUGUGUGCUCUCAUUGGCAUCCUCACUGGCCUCGUCGCCUGCUUCAUCGACAUCGCGGUGGAGAAGCUGGCUGGGGUCAAAUACAAUGUAGUCAAACACAAUAUCGAUACAUUCACUGUAGCUGGCGGUCUCUCCAUAUCGCUCAUACUGUGGGCUGCUGUCAACGCAGCCAUCGUCAUGGUCGGCUCUGUCAUGGUUGCCUUCUUUGAGCCUGCAGCUGCUGGAAGUGGCAUCCCCCAGAUAAAGUGCUAUCUCAAUGGAGUGAAGAUUCCCCAUGUGGUUCGGCUGAAGACUCUCGUUAUCAAAGUGUUUGGAGUGAUCUGCUCUGUAGCUGGAGGUCUUGCAGUGGGAAAGGAAGGGCCGAUGAUCCACUCCGGAGCUGUUAUAGCUGCUGGCAUUUCCCAGGGCAGAUCCACGUCUUUAAAGAGAGAUUUUAAGAUCUUCGAGUACUUCCGCAGGGACACAGAGAAGAGAGAUUUUGUGUCGGCAGGAGCAGCUGCCGGAGUGUCAGCUGCAUUCGGUGCCCCAGUCGGUGGGGUGCUGUUCAGUUUGGAGGAAGGGGCUUCAUUCUGGAACCAGAUGUUGACGUGGAGAAUUUUCUUUGCGUCCAUGGUGUCCACGUUCACCCUGAACUUCUUCUUGGGUAUCUACCAUGGCAAGGUGGGAGACCUGUCGAACCCGGGUCUCAUCAACUUCGGGAGUUUCGAGAACGAGGCCAUGGUGUACAACAUAUACGAAAUUCCUGUCUUCAUAUUGAUGGGGGUGAUGGGUGGCAUUCUCGGAGCAAUCUUUAACACCUUCAACUACUGGCUGACCAUCUUCAGAAUCAGGUAUAUUCACCGGCCCUGCCAGCAGGUGAUGGAGGCUGUGCUGGUAGCAGCUGUGACAGCCACCGUUUCCUUUGCCAUGAUUUACUUCUCCAAUGACUGCCAGCCUCUGGGGGAGGACCAGGCAGAGUAUCCCUUGCAGCUGUUCUGCUCGGACGGGGAGUACAACUCGAUGGCCACAGCUUUCUUCAACACACCAGAGAAGAGCGUGCGAAGCCUGCUUCAUGACCCUCCAGGCUCCUACGACCCCCAGACCCUGGGCCUCUUCACACUCAGCUAUUUCCUACUGGCCUUCUGGACCUAUGGACUGACCGUGUCUGCAGGAUUGUUCAUCCCCUCUCUCCUGACCGGAGCAGCCUGGGGCAGGCUCUUCGGGAUCUUCCUGGCCAAAAUGUCAGACGGAUCUAUUUGGGCUGAUCCUGGGAAGUACGCAUUGAUUGGAGCUGCAGCUCAGCUUGGUGGGAUCGUUCGAAUGACUCUCAGUCUGACUGUCAUCAUGGUGGAAGCGACGGGAAAUGUCACCUACGGCCUUCCCAUCAUGCUGGUGUUGAUGACCGCGAAAAUAGUCGGCGAUUACUUUGUGGAGGGCUUGUAUGACAUCCACAUUAAGCUGCAGAGUGUCCCAUUCCUGCAUUGGGAAGCCCCAGCCACCUCCCACGCUCUCACUGCCCGGGAGGUGAUGAGCUCUCCAGUGACGUGUUUCAGCAGGUUAGAGAAAGUGGGCAACAUCGUGGAUGUUCUCAGUAACGCAGCAAUGAACAACAACGGCUUCCCGGUGGUGAGCGAGUUCAGUGCCAGCGCCGAGCCUGGAAGACUCUGUGGUUUAAUUUUGCGGUCACAACUGAUUGUUCUUCUGAAGCACAAGGUGUUUGUGGAGAGGGCCCACUCCAGCCUCAUUCAGAGGAAGCUGCAGAUGAAGGAUUUCCGGGACGCCUACCCUCGCUUCCCCCCGAUCCAGUCCAUCCACGUGUCCCAGGAUGAGCGCGAGUGCAUGAUGGACCUGAGCGAGUUCAUGAACCCCACGCCCUACACUGUGCCCCAGGAGACCUCCCUGCCUCGUGUGUUCAAACUCUUCCGAGCUCUGGGGUUGAGGCACCUCGUAGUGGUGGAUGAGGAAAACAGGGUCGUGGGGCUUGUGACGAGGAAAGACCUGGCCAGGUAUCACCUGGGCAAACAUGGUCUGGAGGAGAUGCAGAUCUCACAGACGUGAGGCCCGGGGCGUGCUGUCGGCAUACAGGGAGAGAGAGAGAGAGACUGAGACUGAGAGAGAGACUGAGAGAGAAACUGAGACCGAGAGACUGAGAGAGACUGAGACUGAGAGAGAGAGAGAGAGAGACUGCCCGGCUGCAAAGAGACUGGCUUCAGCACUCACAUGGAGCUGUAGGGCUGGGGGGGUUCUUCCAGUUAGGAAACGUUGUAAUGCCUUACAAGUGCCUAAAACCGUCAUCCUUAAAAACAUGUGUUUUUACUUUUAAAAAUAAUAUUAGAACUUUUGAGUUUUCCCUUUUUUAUAAUGUCGCUAAAGCUGUUUUUCUGUUGUAUUUUGCACAAGGAGCUAGGUUUAUUAAUUGUGAUUUUAAUAAACUUUUUGAAUAUAUAUAUAUAUAUAUAUAUAUAUAUAUAUAUAUAUAUAUAUAUAUAUAUGUAAUGCUGUGUAUUGAUCAAGGUCCUUGCCUUUCUGAUCUGGUAGUCUGAAAAGGCACUGGGUUAAUUCCUACUGAACGAAUUUAAACAGAACCUGGACUUACCAGGAGUCAAAUUACAACAAGCUGGAAAACACUGCUCAUAAGUAAAGCGUUGAUAAAGGUUGCACUGCAGAUUGUCCAACACUGCCCUUCUUCUAAAAGCCUGUGGCCUGUUCGUUUCAGUUAUCCUCUUGUGUGGUCCGAGUGCAGAGCUGGGAACAGGUCCCCAACACUCCAGUUGCCAUAACAGCUCACUUGAGAGUGAGGUUGGAUAUGUGUGCGUCAUGUGCACGCCCUUCAGUUUGCGUGCCAUGCUGUAUGUUGCAUUGUAUUGCAUUGUAUUUUUGUGGCGUUACAGUGUUUUAGCGGACCGUGGACACCAAAGUGAUAUUAAUAUAAUAAUGGAAUUGCAUAUAGCACCUUGUUAAUAAUAGUUCAUGUGGUAAUGAGAUUACGUUUAGGUUGUAUUGAACUUCGCAUCUUUCUGUGUCAGUUUACUCCCAGGUCUGUGCUCUUGCAGAUUGCUGUGUGUCAUUAUUAUUAUUAUUAUUAUUAUUACUAUUAUUAUUAUUAUUAUAAUAUAUGUUUUUUACUGGAUUUUAUACCUUGAUUAUGUGCACCAAUAAAGCUACUGAUUAUUAGAAA
Messenger RNA from Polyodon spathula (Mississippi paddlefish), 3637 nucleotides. RefSeq names its product H(+)/Cl(-) exchange transporter 7-like. Gene Ontology annotation, biological process: chloride transport; transmembrane transport. Bases 142 to 2517 code for a protein of 791 amino acids. The record is from RefSeq and is a predicted model, not a curated record. NCBI's taxonomy places the organism in Eukaryota, Metazoa, Chordata, Actinopteri, Acipenseriformes, Polyodontidae. Gene Ontology annotation, cellular component: lysosomal membrane; intracellular membrane-bounded organelle. Gene Ontology annotation, molecular function: voltage-gated chloride channel activity. The transcript has 25 exons.